Molecule: messenger RNA, 1401 nt
Organism: Fraxinus pennsylvanica
Lineage: Eukaryota; Viridiplantae; Streptophyta; Magnoliopsida; Lamiales; Oleaceae
Source: the annotation of a GenBank genome assembly
AUGUCAAGAAAUUUAUUUCCUUUUGCAUCUAGGUUUUCUACAGGGAGCAGCAGUUGUUCAAUGUCUAUUGUGGUGUUGAGUGUUGUGGGAUGCCUUCUUAUGCUUCAUUUGUACUCCUUAGUUUCUCAACCAUAUAUACAAAAUAAAGAGAUACAUGCCGGUAUGAGUAGCCACCCACUGUUACUCAAACUUGAAGCAGUGGAGGAGGAGAAUAUAAAAAUGCCUCGACAAAGGAGGCACUCCCCACGUUCUGCUAAACGAAAACCUAGGCACACAACUACCCUAAUUGAUGAAUUUCUGGAUGAGUCUUCUCCGAUUAGGCAUAUAUUUUUCCCCGAUAUGAAAACAGCUAUAGAUCCUAAUAAAGAUGCUGGCAACGACAGUCUAUACUAUUAUCCAGGGAAAAUAUGGUUGGACACUGAAGGCAAUCCUAUUCAAGCCCAUGGAGGUGGUGUUCUAUUUGAUGAGAGAUCAAGGACUUACUACUGGUAUGGCGAGUAUAAAGAUGGUCCCACUUACCAUGCUCACAAAAGAGGAGCAGCACGGGUUGACAUCAUGGGUGUUGGUUGUUACUCUUCGAAGGAUCUGUGGACAUGGAAAAAUGAGGGUAUUGUGCUUGCUGCAGAAGGAAAAAAUGAGACUCAUGACCUACACAAGUUGAACGUGCUCGAGAGGCCGAAAGUAAUUUACAACGAUAAAACAGGAGAAUAUGUAAUGUGGAUGCAUAUCGACAAUGCUAACUACACAAAAGCUUCCGUAGGCGUUGCUGUUAGUGAUUCCCCAACUGGUCCUUUUUAUUAUCUCUAUAGUAAACGGCCCCAUGGAUUUGACAGCCGAGACAUGACAAUCUUCAAGGACGAUGAUGGGGUUGCAUAUAUUAUCUACUCGUCUGAGGAUAAUAGCGAUCUUCAUAUCGGUCCACUUACAGAAGAUUAUCUUGACGUGACAAGUGUCAUGAAAAGAAUUCUUGUGGGAAAACAUCGGGAAGCACCGGCUCUAUUCAAGCACGGGGGGAUAUAUUACAUGAUCACAUCAGGAUGUACUGGUUGGGCUCCAAACAAGGCUCUUGCACAUGCAGCCAAAUCAAUUUUGGGGCCAUGGAAUACGCUGGGGAAUCCGUGCAUUGGUGGAAAUGAAGUUGUCCGGUUUACCACAUUCUUUUCUCAGAGCACGUAUGUGCUUCCUUUUCCCAGGCUCCCAGGCCUCUUCAUUUUUAUGGCUGAUCGAUGGAAUCCAGCUAACUUGAGGGACUCGAGGUACGUCUGGUUGCCUUUGACAGUGGGAGGGACUGCAAAUCAGCGGCCUCUUGAGUACAAUUUUGGGUCCCCAUUAUGGUCCAGAGUGGCAAUAUAUUGGCAUAAAAGAUGGAUGCUUCCUGAUAUCUGGAGGAAGAAGAAAUGA